Messenger RNA from Notothenia coriiceps (black rockcod), 7485 nucleotides. RefSeq names its product ring finger and CCCH-type domains 2 (gene rc3h2). Gene Ontology annotation, molecular function: metal ion binding; double-stranded RNA binding; mRNA binding. NCBI's taxonomy places the organism in Eukaryota, Metazoa, Chordata, Actinopteri, Perciformes, Nototheniidae. The record is from RefSeq and is a predicted model, not a curated record. Gene Ontology annotation, cellular component: cytoplasmic stress granule. Bases 615 to 4076 code for a protein of 1153 amino acids. Gene Ontology annotation, biological process: ubiquitin-dependent protein catabolic process; nuclear-transcribed mRNA catabolic process, deadenylation-dependent decay; protein polyubiquitination. The transcript has 20 exons.
CCCACGCCUCGAAAAGCGGCUUGUUCCGGCUUGCCCCUUUACAUCUUUUUAUCCUUGCUCACAAUAUUAAAAUAGUGCCCACACGCAACUCUAUCGAACAUUUUACUCCAAAGCAUUUUUGUUAAACUGUCGGAGUGAACAUAACCGUGUCUCAGGCAGAGUAUGCAGGAUGCGUGUGCAGCAGGUCUCUGCCUGUGCAGCCCGGCGGUGAGGCUGAGGCGCAGUUCGGGCACCAUCACCGGCGGAGCGAUACCACCAUCUCCUCUCAGCGCCGGUUCAUCAGACGGAGAGAGUGAGGCUCACUGUACCUGAGAGAACCGUCAUGAACCAUCGAAAGGGGGGCAGAGGAUCAAAACUAGACCAAGGCAGCUAAUGCUUUGAGAUGCAGAGGCAUUUCGCUUCAACGUUAAGAAUUGUCUCCCUGCUGCUGGCUUCUAACAACUGAUAAAGAUUUUUUUUUUAAUUCUGAUGCGCUUCUGUGGAUGAAUAUGUGUAUUCUGGUGCUGUGGUGUGCUGCGUGAGUCAUCAUCGGCGAGCGGGAGCUGUUGUCAGGGCUCGUUGACAUGCGUUCCCCCUGAGCUCGGCGGAGCCCCCCUCGGUGGUGUGGUGGAAGGAUGCCAGUGCAGGCGGCCCAGUGGACGGAGUUCCUGUCCUGUCCCAUCUGCUACAAUGAGUUUGACAGCAACGGCCACCAGCCCAUCAGCCUGGGCUGCUCCCACACGGUAUGUAAGACCUGCCUCCACAAGCUGCACCGCAAGGCCUGCCCCUUCGACCAGACCCCCAUCAGCACUGACAUCGACCUGCUGCCGGUCAACUGUGCCCUGCUGCAGCUGGUUGGAGCUCAGGUCCCAGAUGUGCAACCGGUGAGCCUGAACAGUGCAGCAGAAGUUGAGAACUAUGAGGCGUGCAAGGUGUGCGUUGAAGAGCUGGCUCUCUACCUGAAACCCAUCAGCGGAGCAAAAGAACUGUCACCUUCUGCAGGUGUGGCGACUCUGAGUCCCAGCGUGCUCAGCCGGCCGAUGCAGAGGAAGCUGGUGACCUUGGUGAACUGCCAGCUGGUGGAGGAGGAGGGCCGUGUGCGGGCGGUGCGGGCCGGCCGGUCGCUGGGAGAACGGACCGUAACCGAGCUCAUCCUCCAGCACCAGAACCCCCAGCAGCUCUCUGCCAACCUCUGGGCAGCGGUGAGGGCGCGGGGCUGCCAGUUCCUGGGUCCUGCUAUGCAAGAAGAUGCUCUGAAACUAGUUUUACUGGCUCUGGAGGACGGCUCAGCUUUGUCCAGGAAGGUGUUAGUUUUGUUUGUAGUUCAAAAGCUCGAGGCUCGCUUCCCCCAGGCCUCCAAAACCAGCAUAGGGCACGUGGUGCAGCUUCUCUACAGGGCCUCCUGCUUCAAGGUGACUAAGCGGGAUGAAGACUCCUCGCUGAUGCAGCUGAAAGAAGAGUUCCGAACGUACGAGGCUCUCCGGAGAGAACAUGACGCUCAGAUCGUCCACAUCGCCAUGGAGGCGGGACUACGGAUUUCCCCCGAGCAGUGGUCCUCUCUGUUGUAUGGAGACUUGGUCCAUAAAUCACAUAUGCAGUCCAUUAUAGACAAGUUGCAGUCUCCGGAGUCAUUUGCAAAGAGCGUUCAGGAACUGACGAUCGUACUUCAGAGGACAGGGGACCCCGCCAACCUCACAAACCUUAGACCGCACCUAGAGCUGCUCGCCAACAUAGACCACAACCCAGAUGUCCCGGCACCAUCAUGGGAGGAGCUGGAAAGUGUGAUGCUAGCUGUGAAGUUGGUGGUCCAUGGACUUGUGGAAUUCAUACAGAACUUCAGCAAAAAGAGCCAUGACACUCCACAGCCUCAGGCCAACAGCAAGUACAAGACCAGCAUGUGCAGAGACCUCCGUCAGCAGGGAGGCUGUCCUAGAGGAACCAACUGUACUUUUGCACACACACAGGAUGAACUGGAGAAAUUCAGACUGAGAAACAAGAAGAGCAUCAGCUCUGGCCGUGCAUUCCCUUUGUCUCCAGGGGUUAUGGGUAAAACCUUCACCAUGGAGGGCGGCAUCCACGAAGAAUUGUCUGCAGGCGUGGGGCAAGGGCUCCAAGACACAGGGGAGGACAUGGCCUCCCUGACAGAGGGGGUGCCCUGCCUGACUCACCCACAACUGAUCUCCAGAGGGGCUGACAUGAUGGAGGAAAUAAAGAGGGCGGUGCCAAAUGGAUCCAAUGGGGCUAAUGGGUCCAACGGGGUAUCCAGCAGAAACACGGGGUCAACUGAAAAGAAGCCCAUCUCCCCUCCCAGGACUCCGGUCAGCCACUCCUCAGCGUCAUCUCCCUUGACAACAGCAGGGGGGCGGGGUGAUGGUGGCGAUUCUAUGCCUAAACAUGGUCAGUUUGUGCUGCGCGCAUCACAUCCUUCUGAGGCGUCAGAGCUGUACUAUCAGGAGCCCCACUCUGCAUAUGACACGCCACAUUAUCAACCAACCUCAGGUUCCUACUACCAAUCCUCUCUCCAUCCUCCUCACAAACCCUGCAUGGCUCGCUUCCUUCGAUCCUCCAACGUCCCAGAAUCCUCUCUCCCGCCCUCGAUUGGCCCUCCGCCAUCUUCCUACCCAAAUGACCCACAUGCACCACACCCACCUUCCUCCUCCUCUUCGGGCUUCGCUCCCCGAGAUAGGAUGGGACCUCCUGCCUUCCACCACCACCCGGGGCAGCCUCAGUACGGCCCUCUGGCUCCUGCUCACGGUGUUUAUGCUCCGCUCUAUGACAGCAGGAGAGUCUGGAGGCCUCAGCUGUACCACAGGGAGGAUGCCAGGAGCAACUCGCUGCCUCCGGAAGUGCUGCAUUCCUCCGUCUACCAGCCUCCACUCAGGGAGAGAUUCAACUCUCUAGACAGCAACUACUGCUCCGGAAGUGAACACCGUGCAGGGCUACACAGGGAUUAUGGCCGCGUUCCUUUCGGUUACGAGGAUUUGUUCAGGAGGAAGCAGGAACAGUGGGCUCAUCAUCAUCACCAUCACAACGCCAACAGGCCCUCCCAGUCCUCCCCCAUCUUCACCAUCGAUUUUGGUGCAGAGCAUGUGGAGGGCAGCGGAGGUCAGUGCAUGGGGUGCCGGUUCAGAGGCGAGGAGAGUUUAGCCCACUACUCCCCGUGGUCCUGCGGUAACAUCGGCACCUGCCUCAGCCCCUUUGAGCCUGAAACACUCGCACACACAUCAGCUCACUCCUGCUCAGAGCACUCGGAGUUGGACAGUAACGGAGGUGGAGGAGGUGGUGUAAGCAGUAGUGGUGUCGGGAAAAGAUGGCUGCAUUCGUUGGAUCAUUAUCGGCGCAUGAAAGACGAGGACCCGAUCAUUCCCUUUAGUGAGGGGCCCAUUAUCUCAAAGUGGGGGGCCAUAUCCAGGGCAUCUCGCACGGGCUACCACACCACCGACCCCAUCCAAGCCACGGUCUGCCAGGGGAGCGCCAACACCACACCCAUUAACUUUAAAGAUUACAACCACCACCUGGAUCACAGCGACUACAGGUGGAGCUCCAGAGGAUCGGACUCUUCCAGCCACUCCAGUUUCCUAGAGAGCGAGCAGCUUUGUGCAUCAGAUCUUCACUGCCGUCGAACGUCCAUUAGCAGUGGAGAGAAAAUCGCGUCCGACCUUCAGGCACGUCAGUUCGCCUACAGCCGGGAGCGGGGCCGGGCCGAGAGCGAACCGGACCCGGAGCGAGACAUCGAGCUCGAACUCUGCGCUCUAGACAUGGAGGACUCAGAGAUCAAGUCUCAGGACUCUUUAGACCUGGCUGCCCUACGGUCUCAGGAUGCUUCCCACUUCCUCCCUCCACCCUGCUCCUCUCCCCUCCUCUCUUCUCCUGUGGAGGAGCACUCCCAAACAGAAGGUCCUCUGACAGAAAAGAUGGACACUCACCUGCUGAAAAAGAUGGCCUUCAGGAAGUCUUUGUCUCCUGGAGGCUUGGUCUCAGGAGGUCUUGGCGUUGGCAAGCUAGUCCUGCGGACUGGAUCUCCUCGACUGGGGGACACUUCCACCCGGGCUUGUCCUGAGACACCCGGGACAGAAAUGCUGCUCAAUAGAAGCUAAGGAGACACAAAGUCAGACAUUGAUCUGCGCCAAGCGAGAGCUGAGUGGCUAUCAGAUCCUGGUUAAAGGGAAUACCAUUAAUUUCCAGCUUUUAUCAAUCAUUCGCCUAUACUGUAUAAAUGUGUGCUGCGACACAUUGUAAAAGGCAACAGAAAACCAUCCUGCCCCCUAGUUGGCUAUUAUUGGCAAUAUACAGCUCCAUAAAGAUAUCAAUGUUAUACCCAUGAAGGGCACAGAUCCCCUCGCUGUAAUGCUGAACUUUUCCAUGUUUUCAGUUUCAACCACUUUUUCAAAAGGCUGGAGAUUUCACAACAUCUUCAUCUCUUCCUUUACAUUUGUUUGCCUGACACAUGAUUUAGUCUGUUGUCAUUCAACUACGAUUUUUUCAUGACAUUUCACAGUGUCCGUAACACAGCAAGAGCCACUCUUUUAACUUCAGGAUUUGAUUAUUUGUUAAUCCUCUACUUAUUCUAACUUUUUUUACAAGUAGCAUUGAUUAUCAACAAUUUAACAAAACAGUAAUUAUGUAUCCCUUUUUGACACCAUGAAUGAAUAUUUGACAAUUAUAUUGAAUUAGUAUUGCUAUAUUUUUACUUUGUAAUUCCAUAAGCCAACGUACAAUACGGAGAAAAGAGGGCACUGCCACUUAAACAAGCUCAUUAUUUUAUGAGUCACAGGUGGAACCCUGAGUCAUGUCAUGAUAUCACACAACACAAUCACAGUCAUAACCUAAUGUAUUAAUCACUGGAGGUAAGAAGGGAAGAAAACAAAACAAAGAUUUGUGUCGAUUUGUAUACAGGCCACAUUAACUCACAACAAUCUUGUAAAACAUCUAUUGUUUUUCUCUUUUUUGCGUGUAGUGGUUUUAGCAUUUAAUACCACGGAAGCCUCACUGCUCUCCUUCUUUCUCUCACACACACAUUCACACACAGUAGACACAAACAUGCAUUGCAGUGGCCUUCCUCUCCUUGGUGUUACAUUGGGCUCUAUGCUGUCAGACACCUGUCCUGUUUCAGAGGUGUUCCCUUGAUCUCGAUCUAAAAAACUGGAAAUUCCAAUUUUUUUGUAAGCUCAUGGCAUUUGGUGUGCUUUCCAAUCUGGUCACCUUAACGUACACUGUAAACAAUAUUCAGAGGUCAUGUUUUUAAACUGAAGCUUAUGAAAGUGUGAAACACCACUUCUCGUGUUUCUUCACGCUGUAUCUUUGUUUAACUUUUUUUAAAGCCUUUGGUUUCUUUUAUUUAAUGCAUUGCUAACUUCUGUGAAGUUGUUUGCCGGCGUAUUUUGUAUCAGGAUCUUUGUUACUCUUGUUUUGUUUGCUAUAUUUUACAUCACAAAAAGACAAAAUGUAUCGUCUUGUCUGAUGUAUCUCUGUGUUUUGCCUGCCAUUUAAUGCAUUACACUGUGUAGUUUACUGUCAUUUUGUGCAUUGUGGGUGAUUUACAUAAAGCCCAGCCCACCUGGACCCAGCCUACAUAUACAAGAUUUAAAAGUCAUGGGUUUUAUAACACCUUUUUAAAAAUCGUAUAAGAUUUGUAAAGGAAAAGAAGAAUCGUUCCAGUUUCCAAUCCCAUUUUAGAGGAUGGCAGAAUGUCCGUACGUGUUAGGAUUGCUUAUCGAGUUUCAAGUUAAAACUUAAUUAACCUGAGUAGAAAAUGAAGUAGUGUUCCGGUUAACCUUUUGUUUUUUUUACGCUUAUCUUCCAACCACACAGCGGGUAGAUAGGGAAUAAUUGGAAUGAACAAUUUGGUGUAAUACUCUAUUGAAAAGUCCAAUGUUCUGUAUGGGUUUAUUUCUGAGAUGAAGUCCUGAAAUUAGCUCAGCUACUGUCGCUCUGCAUCUGUUUACAACUUCACCUCUGAAGUCAUAUAAGUGCCAUGUCGUGUACAGUACCGUACAAUCCCUGCUAUUUUCCGACAGCUUUUCCUAUCCCUCCAGUGUAAACUAUGUGAGGAGGGAAAGGCUUAGUUGAGCACACUUCUUGUGUAUUUCUGCUUUGUUCCAUAAGAGGAGGCUAGAUCCGUUCUCGUCUGAAUCGCUCAGGGAAGACUUAACUUGCUCAGCUGCUUUUUUUUUUAUAUAUUCAUCGCUUAAAUAUUCUGUGGAAGUAUUAACCUGGAUUUCACUUGCUGAUAAACCACCCUUCCAUUCAAAGCAUAAAGGUUACAGAUAAUAUUGUUUGCCAGUGUUUACUUUGCUUUUGCCUCUCAGUAUCAAUAUUGGCUUUGCUAUUCCUGCACCCAUGGGAAGGACUGGGCACUACUGUAAGUAAAAGCAGUAUUGUGAGUAUUGAAGUGAUACACCCCGUUUCCAUCAAAGUGUCCAGAGCACUGCUGUAGUGGUUAUUUGCACUUCCUACCCAUUUACUGCCAGCGUGUGCACUAUGCCCCCACACCCAACUUUGCCUCCCCCCCAUCAAUCCAUCCGCCCUGCAUUCUGCUUCAUGCAUGCGAUAUAGUCCCUCUUGUGAUGGCGGAGGAGUAUUGAUGAUUCUGUAGUUGUGAUACAACACACCCAGCACUGUAAGAGUUCUGCACAUGCCCACUGUGUGGCCACGUCAAGUGCUGAAGUCUGCUUGCAGCAUUUUACUCGUUUGCUCAUGAAAAUGAAUUCUUGUUUGAUAGAGAUUAUAUUAUGACUAUUAUUGUUAUUACCACAUUUGAUUGGUGUUGUGGUAUUUUUCCUUCUGGGCAUAAGUCAGCUUCUUUGUUUUGAAUUGAGAAUUAGCUGAAGUUUUUUAUUAGAUAAAAAAGUGUCUCAUUGUUCUAUAUUAUAUGGGGGAAAAGCCUGUUUGUUGAUCGUGAGACAUAUGAUGUUUUCUGACUAUUCAUGUCUGUAUUAGACAUUUUAUUUGCAAAUCUAUUGUUCGAUUGAAAUGUAAAUUAACUAUGAGAUGGUACACAUCUGUCAUUGUAUACAGUCUGGCACCAUCAUUAGAUGGACUUAUAUUAUAGACGCUCAUUUAUACGACCUGUGAUAAUCAGAUAUAUUUAAAUGUUUAAAUCUUUGGGGCAGUUGUGUAAUGUUUCAGAAUGAGGAAAAUGUAAACUCCUUAAGAGACAGCAUAUCUUAAAUGUCCCACUAAUAAAUAAUACUGUUACGUAUUCAAUUUAUUUCCUUGGAAAUAUCACAUUGUCAAAGGAAUCCCUUUUACUGACCUUAUGGUAAUGCAGAUUGGAGUUAGUCAAACCUACGAUGAGAAUGAUUUAUGUGCUUUUUAAUGAUCGAUGAAACUGUUUGAGUGUUGUUAACUGACUGAAUAUUCUGUGCAUUUUAUGGCUCAUUCAUCUGUAUUACACUGAAGUACAGACAGCUUGGCCGAGCAGCAUAAGGCUUCUGUGUUGCACUAAGAGAUGGAAAUAUGGAAAGGCACAUUAAAUGCAUGCCACAAUAAACAAACAGAAAAACA